Molecule: messenger RNA, 711 nt
Organism: Rhizophagus irregularis DAOM 181602=DAOM 197198
Lineage: Eukaryota; Fungi; Glomeromycota; Glomeromycetes; Glomerales; Glomeraceae
Source: RefSeq, a predicted model, not a curated record
CAAAUUUGGAAUCAUGUUCUUAAAUGGGGACUCGAUCAAAAUCCAGGACUUCCUUCUGAUCCUGAAAGCUUUUCUGAGGAUGAUUUUAAUACAUUAAAAAAUACUUUACAACAAUGUAUUCCUUUAAUUAAGUUCGAUAAUUUUAGUUCAAAAGAAUUUUUAGAUAAUGUAUUUCCUUAUAGAGAAAUUCUACCCGAGGCAUUAUUUAUUGAUUUAAUAAAACUUUUUUUGGAUCACGAUCAUAAACCAACUGAUCAACCAGAACCGGAGGAGACUAAAGAGAUUGAACCCGAAGUUCAGACAUUUGAAAAGAUUGAAACUCAGUCGACAAGUACAAGUAAUAUUCCGAAUAUUAAACCACGGAUAUUUGGGUCAGCCAAUAUUACAAAUAUUGUUUCAAACAUUAUUACAUUAGAACAUGCUAGAUUAAUCUUGAGAUGGAUUAAUGGAUUAGAUCUUAAUGCUUCAUAUGAAUUUAAAUUAAUUUUUCAUGGAUCUCAUAACGCAUACAAUAGCAAUAAAUUUCGUAAAGCCUGCGAAAAUCAAGCUCGCACUGUAACUAUUAUUAAAGUGAGGGGCAGUAACGAAAUUCUUGGAGGAUAUAAUCCAAUUGAAUGGAAAACUGGUGGUAAAUAUACAGCUGCUUACGAUAGUUUUAUAUUCUCUUUUGAUAAAAAUAAAAGUGUCGAGAAUCAUAAUGUUUUGAGUCGU